AUGGAGCAGGGAGGAGAGGAGACAGCUGGACUGGCAUCAGUUGGAGCAGGGAAGGGGGGAGACAGCUGGACUGGCAUCAGGUGGAGCAGGGAAGGGGGGAGACAGCUGGACUGGCAUCAGGUGCAGCAGGGAAGGGGGGAGACAGCUGGACUGGCAUCAGGUGCAGCAGGGAAGGGGGGAGACAGCUGGACUGGCAUCAGGUGGAGCAGGGAAGGGGGGAGACAGCUGGACUGGCAUCAGGUGCAGCAGGGAAGGGGGGAGACAGCUGGACUGGCAUCAGCGGUGGCAGCAGCAGUGGGAGCAGAAGAGAGGCCCGCAGUUACAGCAGCGGUGGCAGCAGCAGUGGAACAGAGCAGGAGGAGCGCUGGAGCAGAGAAGCGCCGGGGCAGGGGAGGAGCGGAGGAGGAGAGGAGGAGAGGAGGAGGAGAGGAGGAGGAGAGAAGGGGCAGAGGAGGAGGAGAGGAGGAGGAGAGGAGGAGGAGAGGAGGAGGAGAGGAGGAGGAGAGGAGGAGAGGAGGAGCAGAGAAGCAGCGGAGGAAGGAGGCUAAGGAGGAUUCUCUGCCGUUGCCUCUGCCAGAGAUGCAUCGGAAGGGCGAGGAUCAGCAGAGGAGAAGCGGAGGCGAGGAGCAGCAGAGGAGAAGCGGAGGCGAGGAGCAGCAGAGGAGAAGCGGAGGCGAGGAGCAGCAGAGGAGGCAAAGGAGCAAAAGAGAAUCCCCUGCCACUGCCAGUGAGGAGCAGAGGAGAUGGCGCAGAGGGGAUGGGAGUAGCUGUGGAGCGAAAGAGAAUCGCCUUCUUCUGCCAGUGAGUAUCUCCUUUGCUGGUCUCUGUUGA
Closterium sp. Naga37s-1 is the source of this 831-nucleotide messenger RNA. NCBI's taxonomy places the organism in Eukaryota, Viridiplantae, Streptophyta, Zygnematophyceae, Desmidiales, Closteriaceae. The record is from the annotation of a GenBank genome assembly.